Molecule: messenger RNA, 2463 nt
Organism: Cucurbita moschata (crookneck pumpkin)
Lineage: Eukaryota; Viridiplantae; Streptophyta; Magnoliopsida; Cucurbitales; Cucurbitaceae
Exons: 1
Coding region: 340-1584 (414 amino acids)
Biological process (GO): regulation of DNA-templated transcription
Molecular function (GO): DNA binding; DNA-binding transcription factor activity
Source: RefSeq, a predicted model, not a curated record
UAAGAAAUUAAUUAAGCCAUAACGAAACCCUUUUGAAUGAGUCGGAAAAAUCACUUGAAAAAUCACAUCACUAACUUACCUGGUUUGAGUUUUGCAGUUGUUGAUCAACUGCCAUGUGGCCCCUUAAGAUGAAGCCAAUAUUAAAAAUUACAAAAAAGUAGGACCAAAACUUCACGAAGGACCAUUUCAAUUCCCCAGCCUUAGCACUUCUCUUCUUCCCCCUUUAUAAAUAUGUACUUACAGCAACUCAAGGUGAAGUCGAGCAAUCCUGACUUUCCAGUGUCUUCUGCACUAAAAGGGGAAGAGGAAGACAAUUAACCAAAACAAAAAUCAUAGCAAAUGGCAAGAAAGAGAAAGGCUGUUGAAGGAGUGGAGGAAGACAAGAGCUCCGGUGAAGGAGGAGCUAUGGGAUGGGAUGAAAUGGUGAAGGAGGACGCGGUGGCUGCAGAGCUAGGAGGAAUUCGAAGACCUCGAAAGCGAUUCGUUGGCGUCCGACAACGACCGUCGGGGCGAUGGGUGGCGGAGAUCAAAGACACUAUACAAAAGAUUAGAGUAUGGUUGGGCACAUUUGACACAGCUGAGGAAGCAGCUAGAGCUUAUGAUGAGGCAGCUUGCUUGCUCCGUGGCUCCAACACAAGAACCAACUUCUGGCCUUGUUCCCCUUUAUCAGCUUCAUCACCAGCCCUUCCUUCAAAGAUCACCAAUCUUCUUAUCCAAAGGCUGAAUGCAAGAAACAAGUCCAUCAAUAACAACAAUCUUCCAAAUAAUCAUCAAGAACAGAAACACCAGCCAACGCAAGAGAGGAUUUUACACACAAAUGAAUAUCGAUGCAGAGAAGAAUUGGCAACAACAUGUUUAACAGACAAAGUUCUAAGUGAUUUGCUGAACGACCAUGAAGUUUUCACCACCAACAACCCCAAUAUUGAAGAAAUCAGUAGGAGUUUUGAGUCGUGUUUGACUGAGAAAGAUGAAUCAGACGGUGGAGAUAUGGAGAGCGGCAACUGGUUGGGAAUGACCCAGAUGAGUAACUCAGAAGGAGAUGAAAAAAGUGGAAUCCAACAAGAAGAAGCAGAAGAAGAAUCAAGUGUUUUGGAUUUUCAUUUCCUCGAUGACAUUGGGCCACCAUGUUACUACUCUCCAUUUGAGAUUGCAGAGGAGAUAGGGGAGCCAAUGGAAGCAGAAGGGAUCAAUGAAGAUGAUCAGCCACCUUCAAUGCUGAGAGAAGCCAUGAAAAGGAUGAAAUAUGAGAGAAAGAUUUCAGCUUCUCUCUAUGCCUUUAAUGGGAUUAAUGAAUGCCUAAAAUUGAAGCUUGGGAAAGAUGGGGGGAAUGGGAGAGGGAGAUCUUCUGAGCUGAUAGCAAGCUUGAGAAAAGCAUGUGACAGAAAGAGAUCAGAUGAGGAGAAGGUUGAAGAAGAAGAAGAAGAUGAGGAGGAGUAUCAGCAAGUGAUGAAAGAGAAGAAGAUGGAGGAGGAAGAAGAUAAAGAAGAAAGCUGUUCACCUGAAAUGGAGUCUUUUUCAAGCAGUGAAGUUGACUUGUCGAUUUGGAGUUCACUGGAUCUUCCACCCAUUUGCUUCGUUAACUGAGUUCUCUGUCUUCGCCAUCAUCAAGUGGAAGUCCUGAAAGAGAAAAUUGGGUUUCUGGGACUUUUUUUUUUUUCUCUCCUGUUUCUUUCUUUAAUGAAAAACUGAAGUCUAAAAUUUAUAUUUAUAAACAAUUAACCAUAUAUCUAUAUAGAUCAUGGAUGGAGAAGAACAAUUGGGAUGCAUUGUUAAAUUCAUAUCUUAUCCACCAAACAAUUAGUUUUCAUCUUAAUUUUCAACCUUGCUAGUCUUCCUUUAUUCAUUACUUUGAUUUAUGCGAAAUACAUGAUGAUAAAAGAAAAUACCAAUCCCAGAUGAACAGAUAUCGCAACACUGAAGAAACAAAGCUAAACAAAAAAAAAAAAAGGAAAAAAAAAAAAGCAUAUUCUCUUUAGGCCUAUGUUCACACACUCGCGUUGAAUAAUUGUCCCCUUCUUGUGUAAGGAAAGAAUGUAGACAUACCAAACAUAGCCUACACUCUCUUCUUAGCUAAAGAAUUUGAUUAUAAAAUCAAAUUGGUGCAAAUACAGAUAAAUCGCACACAAGAAAGGGUUACUCUUUAUCCCCCUAAAGUAGUUUGCUUCGGCUUUGCCGUCCAGCAUUAGACAGCUUCCAAGAAGAACAAAAUAAUCAAUUGUUGAAAUAAAAGUUUUUGGGAUUGUAGGGAUCCCAUCAAGACGUUUAUGGACAAAGUUGACAAAUCUUUUAGUUUGUCCUUUGCUAAAAUUAAAAAUCUUCAAUCUACAACUGGCUUUUUUGAUUGUGCUAAAAUAUGGCAGUAGGACGAUUAAAGGUUUAUAACAAUCGACGAUGUUUUUGAGCAUCGAAGUCUAGAAAUUAUAAAUAUAUAAAUCAAUCAAAGAUAACAUUCAUCUAGUGUUU